AUGUCGUUGGCGCAAUACGAGAACCGCUUCACCGAGUUGUUACGCUAUGCUUCCCAGAUAAUUACCGAUGAGGUGAUUAAAAUGAGGCGAUUCACGGAGGAGUUGAGGAGUGGCAUUCGCUCAAAGAUGUGUUGUACUAUCAUCAGGACAUAUGCCAAGCUCGUUAAGAUGUCAAUACAGGUGGAACAGGAUGAGGAGCAAGAAAGUUGGGAUGACUGCCUCCCGUACGCCGAGUUCGCUUAUAACAAUAGCUUCCACGCUAGCAUCGUGUCCAAGGAAGGAAUAUCUGUGGAUCUCACCAAGGUGGCAGCCGUGCAAGAUUGGAAGCAGUUGAAUUCUAUUACAGAAGUGAGAAGUUUCCUCGGUCUCGCUGGCUAUUAUCGAAGAUUCAUUAGAGACUUUUCAAAAAUAACCCGGCCGCUAUCCCAGCUUACACGGAAGGACCUCAAAUUUGCAUGGAAUGAGAAGGCGAAGGCGCCCUUCCAAGAGUUGAAAGAUAAACUGACGUCAGCACCUGUACUCAUGUUACCUGAGCAGGGGGUCAAGUACACCAUCUAUACUGACGCCUCUUGUGUGGGCUUGGGUUGUGUACUCAUGCAAAAGGACAGGGCAAUUGCUUACGCAUCUCGACAUCUAAGGAAGCACGAGGAGAACUACCCUACCCAUGACCUCGAACUCGCAGCAGUAUAUGGAGACAUUAUCUCUAUGGACUUCAAGUUCGAUGUCACAUACUACCCUGGCAAGGCCAAUUUAGUGGCGGAUGCCUUGAGCCGCAAAAGGGCGCUCGAAUUUGCAGCCCCGCUAAUGGAGGGCGAUGAGCUAUUGGGAAAGAUGAGAGAAAGAACAAUGGAUGAUGUGGAGUCCGAGUGGAGAGUCGGCAUUGAUGGGGGAUUACGGUACCAAGGCCGCCUUUGUGUCCCAAAUCUUCAAGGACUACGAGAAGAAGUCCUAGAUGCCGCUCACAAUUCCAAGUUGGUGAUACAUCCUGAUAGUACCAAGAUGUAUCGGGAUCUGAGGCGAAACUAUUGGUGGGAUAACAUGAAGAAGGAAAUAGUGGAGUGGCGGCGAUGUGUAAUCUUGAGGAGAAAUCACACUGAUCUAGCCACUCAUUCAUCAAUGUUCAACCGUACAGAGGACAUAGGUGCAGGAGCUGAUGAGUAUGCGACAGACUUGGAGGGUGUGGCGAUCGAGGAGGAACUUUAUGAUGAGGGGCCGCAGCAGGAGGCGGCCGCCUAUUUUGGGCCGAAUCAGUAG
Magnolia sinica is the source of this 1254-nucleotide messenger RNA. RefSeq lists its product as uncharacterized. The transcript is spliced from 6 exons. Lineage: Eukaryota; Viridiplantae; Streptophyta; Magnoliopsida; Magnoliales; Magnoliaceae. The record is from RefSeq and is a predicted model, not a curated record. Bases 1 to 1254 code for a protein of 417 amino acids.